This is a messenger RNA of Esox lucius (northern pike), 2283 nucleotides long. It is a transcript of the gene pggt1b, whose product is annotated as protein geranylgeranyltransferase type I, beta subunit. Gene Ontology annotation, molecular function: CAAX-protein geranylgeranyltransferase activity. Gene Ontology annotation, cellular component: CAAX-protein geranylgeranyltransferase complex. Gene Ontology annotation, biological process: protein geranylgeranylation. The transcript is spliced from 9 exons. NCBI's taxonomy places the organism in Eukaryota, Metazoa, Chordata, Actinopteri, Esociformes, Esocidae. The record is from RefSeq and is a predicted model, not a curated record. The coding region runs from base 94 to 1182 and encodes 362 amino acids.
AAUACACAACAAUCGUCCAGUAAAACUGUGCGUUGCAACGCUUGUUUACACGGAAGUUAUGUGGGUAAUGCGGAAGUGGUUUCAAACUCAAAGAUGGCGGAAGAGGAGAAACAACUAUCCGAAUUUGAACAAAUUGACUUUUUAAAAGAUCGACAUGUACGAUUCUUUCAAAGAUGUCUUCAGGUUUUACCAGAGAGAUAUUCAUCAUUAGAAACAAGCAGGUUGACCAUCGUUUUCUUUGCCCUAUCUGGUCUUGACGUAUUGGAUUCUCUUGACGUAAUAGACAAGCCCAGCUUGAUUGAAUGGGUCUACUCACUACAAGUGCUUCCUAUAGAGGAUCAAUCCAAUUUAGGACGCUGUGGCUUCCGCGGUUCAUCACACAUCGGCGUUCCGUACAACACCUCUGAGGGCCCCGGGGUCUCCCACCCGUACGACAGUGGCCAUGUGGCCAUGACAUACACAGGCCUGGCCUCCCUGAUCAUCCUGGGGGACGACCUGGGUCGAGUCAACAAGGAGGCCUGUCUGAUGGGCCUGAAAGCCCUUCAGCUGGAGGACGGAAGUUUCUAUGCCGUCCCAGAGGGAAGUGAGAAUGACAUGAGGUUCGUGUACUGCGCAGCCUGCAUCUGCUACAUGCUUGAUGACUGGUCGGGCAUGGACAUCAAGAAGGCCAUCAAUUACAUCCGUAGGAGUAUGUCAUAUGACAACGGCAUUGGUCAAAGGGCUGGACUGGAAUCGCAUGGUGGGUCCACGUUCUGUGCCGUAGCCGCCCUGCGUCUGAUGGGGAAAUUAGAGGAGAUGUUCAGCGAGCGCGAGCUGAACCGGAUACGCCGCUGGUGCGUCAUGAGACAGCAGAACGGCUUCCACGGCCGCCCCAACAAGCCCGUGGACACGUGCUACUCCUUCUGGGUGGGCGCCACGCUCGAGCUCCUGGACGUCUUUCAGUACACCGACUUGGAGAAGAACCGAAACUAUAUCUUGUCCACGCAGGACCGAUUGGUGGGCGGCUUCGCUAAAUGGCCUGACAGUCACCCAGACCCUCUGCACGCCUACUUCGGGAUCUGCGGCUUGUCUCUGUUAGGCGAGGCCAACCUGCGCCGGGUUCACCCGGCUCUGAACGUGAGCGAGAGAGCCUUUCAGUAUCUGCAGCAGCUGCACCGAACCUGGAGAAGCACCUGUACCUGACAACAGCCUCCCGCCCCCCCCCUCAGUGUCACACCCUGUCCCCCCCCAGCCUCCAAGUACCAAGACCACCGCCCUGGCCCCUAAGCCACAUGCAGCCUUUCUUCUCGGUUACCUUAGCAAUAGAAACUAUAGUGGGGAGACGGAUCGGGCCCCCGUCUGACUGAAAUGGGGGGGGGAGGGGGGGAUAAAUAAAUAAUGGUAUCCAUCAAUAAUAGAGACCAGACUGGCGGUGUUGGUGUUCAGGCUGGUCAGGAGCUCCUUCUUCCUGGCGUGGUCUGAGCUGGAUUCAGUGUUGUUUUUGUUUGAUGAUAUGCCCUGUACAUAGCCCGUUCCGUUCCCCGAAACAUGUUCUUCAAAAGACAGAACUUGUAGCGGCUAGAUAAAAUGUAGGUUCUCAACCACAUUGUCAAAAGAUCAAAAUGUGUUUUGUUUUUUUUACUUGAACAGUUCUGGGUUUUUUUUUUUUUAAACCAACAUGGAUGCUACACUAAUCAAGCCUCUUGUGUUUGUCCAGGAUGACUGGUUGUCUAGAAUUUGUGUGUUUUGUUAAUCCACACAGAGGUGGCUCCAGAUGCAUUUUGGGCUGUGUUCCUCAAAGCUGACAUGUCAUGGGACUGCUUACUCAGACUUGGUUCCCUCCUCUGAAAUGUGCCUCACACAGCAGAAACCGGGCUGUCUACUGUAUGGGUGUGCUUGUGGCUGCAGAUGAGUGGCGAUUAGGUCAAUGGACACAUGAAUGUUUGCCUCAAUGUCAAGUACAGCCCGGGUACUACCUGGGGUUUGGCUAACACGACACACUGAUUCGUUGCGAAAACAGAUGUUAGCUAAACAUGGUCGUACCCAGGGUAGAACCACAGAAACACGAAGUUUAACUUAUUUUUUUUUCUAUACUUCAUAGAAAUAUUGAGUGUAGGUAAUAUAUAUAUAUAUGACAAUGUCAUCUCUGUCAUGAAAGUGCUCAAUCCAGUAACUGCUAUUUCAAUGAAUUUGAUAUGGGAUGUUUAUGUAACAAAAACACGAUCAUGUAAAAUUAACUAAACUUGUUCUAAAACUUGCUUGGCAGUGAAUUAUUUGUGAAAUUAAUAAAAAUGCCUAACUUUU